Messenger RNA from Durio zibethinus, 2157 nucleotides. Lineage: Eukaryota; Viridiplantae; Streptophyta; Magnoliopsida; Malvales; Malvaceae. The record is from RefSeq and is a predicted model, not a curated record.
UAUACUUCCCGCUGGCUUAAAAGAAAACGGCUGAUGCGACAUGCUGCAAACUUUUUUGGUGACACUCUAUCCAAAAGGCGUGGCAACACAUUGGUUCAUCCACUUAAGAAUCUUAGGUCAACGAACAAUUGUUGACCAAACCAUAACUGCGCAGAUCGCAGAGUGCAUCUUGAGCAUAAUCCCCAAAUAGUAGACCAACCGUAUAGUCUCCGUAUCAAAGCUGCAUACAACAAAUCCCUCCGCCACUCUCUUUACCAAAUUUCAAUCCUGCGAUAUUCCGAUUUCAAGGGUCGCUCUAAUGAACGUCCAUGUCCUCCAAAUCGUUUAAGAAGAAGCCUAGCAGAAAGCGAUCCAGCUCCAAGUUCGCCUCCUCGAUGGCCUCUUUUAAGUACUUAUACCUCAGAAAAUUCUUCAUUUUAGUAUCAAUUAUUUUGCUUGCUUGUGUAAUUCUUGUUUUUGGAGUUUCGUCAAACACUUGGAAUGAGAUAUCUUCCGAUAGUAACUCCCUUAAGUUUGACGGCUACGAAAUAGUCAAUGAAUUCCCCCACGAUCCCAGGGCUUUCACUCAGGGCCUUGUUUAUGCAGGAAAUGAUACCUUAUUUGAGUCAACUGGUCUUUACCGGCAGUCAUCAGUUCGGAAAGUUGCCCUUCGGACCGGAAAGGUUGAGAUUCUUCACAAGAUGGCUGAUUCAUAUUUUGGAGAGGGUUUAACCCUUCUUGGUGAAAGGCUGCUCCAGGUAACUUGGUUGACCCAAAUUGGUUUCAUAUAUGACAGAAAAAAUUUGCAGAAAUUAGAGCGAUUUACACAUCAGAUGGAAGAUGGUUGGGGACUGGCAACUGAUGGCAAAAUCUUAUAUGGAAGUGAUGGGACCUCAACACUGUAUCAGAUAGACCCUCAAACAUUAAAAGUCACAAGAAAGCAUGUCAUUAAAUUUAAUGGCCAAGAUGUACGCUACCUGAAUGAAUUGGAAUAUAUAAAUGGUGAAAUAUGGGCAAAUGUUUGGCAGACUGACUGUAUUGCUAGAAUUUCACCUAAUAAUGGUACAAUGCUUGGAUGGAUUCUUCUUCAUACUUUAAGAGAAGGACUAAUAGCAGCUGGAUAUAACGGUAUUGACGUUUUAAAUGGCAUUGCUUGGGAUAGCAACAGUAAUCGCAUUUUUGGUCUAGUUAUAUUUUAUAUCCUGAAAUGGCCAUAUGGUACCCAACUAAAUUAAACAUAACAUGGCAUGUCUAAAGUUGCCUCGCGACCGGAAAUGCCAUGCUCUUGAUUUGCCGAAGGCUCUUCUUCCUAGUGUUCAUUUUUGGUAGAGAAAUGGUGCUAAAGCAAACCAUCUACCGGCUUCCUCUGCCUUCUUUCAGAUUACUUUCAGGUUGUAAAGAAAAGAAAAAAAAGCUACAUAUGAUUGCAUCAAACUGGGAGGGGUGGGGUUGGUUUUUUUAGGAAAUAAAUGGCGUCCACGGGAAAAUGGUGCAUGUCAUUGUGAAGUGGCAUAGAAAUACUGGUUCAAGUUGUGGGAAAGCAUGGUGAUUUUCACUCCAUAUCCAUAAAUUGAAUGAAACAAGAUAUUCCCGCUGCCCCCGCCGGUUAGUUGGCACAUCAAGAUUUUUGAAAUAUAUCCCAAGGCUUCUUGCUAAGCUUAACCUCUUCUGUUUAUAACUUGUUCAGCAGCUAAAACCCCGAUUUUUAGCCUUCUUUUCCUCUUCUUUGAAGCUCGUUUUCUUUCUUGGUAGCAAGCAUAUCAUAACAGGUGUCAUAUCUCAAGGAAAAGCUCUCGAAGCAUAUCUCGUUUUUUGGUCUUCGAUUAUAGAUCUUGAUAGUUGCAUUCAUAAUAUUAUUCAUUCUUUUGGCUUGCUUCAUCAUCUCUCUCUCUGUCAUCUGUUAUCGUCGUAGAAAAGCCUACAAAACCCCCUUUUGCCUACCAAACCCCAUUGCUCGCAAGAAUUGUCAAAGCGCUUACAGCACUUCCUCACUCAAUAGGAGGCUCCUUCCGCUUAACAUUUCGGAGAUCGAGAUGAACACGACAAAGCCUGAGCUUCAUGUAAUGUUUUUUGACCAAUAGUCUACUCAUGCUAGUGUAACAACUCGAGAGUUGUCUGGCUGAUUUGGAGCCCUUUGCCAAGUGCUCACCCGGUGUUUCUGAAACCUGGCUCCGUAAC